Molecule: messenger RNA, 2274 nt
Organism: Chelmon rostratus (copperband butterflyfish)
Lineage: Eukaryota; Metazoa; Chordata; Actinopteri; Chaetodontiformes; Chaetodontidae
Gene: foxf2a
Product: forkhead box F2a
Exons: 2
Coding region: 291-1433 (380 amino acids)
Biological process (GO): animal organ morphogenesis; regulation of transcription by RNA polymerase II
Cellular component (GO): nucleus
Molecular function (GO): DNA-binding transcription factor activity, RNA polymerase II-specific; RNA polymerase II cis-regulatory region sequence-specific DNA binding
Source: RefSeq, a predicted model, not a curated record
UUUACGAAUUGAUAGGUGGUCGAGUUGUGUUUGGCCGGGUGGAUAUGCGCAAGCAAAGUCGAGGAGCUUCAUUUCCCCUCUUUUUUGGGAUCAUUACCGGCAGCGAUGGCCAGAGAGAGGAAGGGGCAACAGCGGCUGGUGAAUUUCACGGUUAGAAACGCGCAGAGCAUCGCAGAGGGACACUGACCUUUUAAUCAUCGCAUUAGGGAACCUUUGACAGCAUUUGUAAUAUAGGAAAAGUUAGUUGCCACGGCGGUACACGGCCCGCACAGUGAACGGAUCUAAAAACCAUGACAACUGAGAGCUCGAAGCACCAUUUGGAUCCAUCUAAUCCUCUGCGCUCCAGCCCAGCGGCCGGCUCUCUGAACGCCGCUCUGCUGAGCGCGCAGCCGGUGAUGGAGAGCGCGCAGAACGCAUCAGCCAAGUGGAAAAAGGGGAACUCUGGCUUGAGGCGCCCCGAAAAGCCUCCCUACUCAUACAUCGCCCUCAUUGUGAUGGCAAUUCAAAAUUCCCCGAGUAAACGGCUUACUCUGAGUGAAAUCUAUCAGUUCCUGCAGGCCCGCUUUCCCUUCUUCAGGGGCUCGUACCAGGGAUGGAAAAACUCCGUCAGACACAACCUGUCUCUGAACGAGUGCUUUAUAAAGCUGCCGAAGGGUCUGGGUAGACCUGGCAAGGGGCACUACUGGACCAUCGACCCGAGCAGUGAGUUUAUGUUCGAGGAGGGCUCCUUCCGUCGCAGACCCCGAGGGUUCCGUAGGAAAUGCCAAGCUUUGAAGCCAAUGUACAGGAUGAUGAACGGCAUCGGGUUUGGUGCCUCCAUGCUGCCGCAGAACUUUGAUUUCCAGUCACCUUCGGGCUCAUUAGCAUGCCAUAACAGCUACAACAUAGACUUGAUGGGUAAUGCAGUGGCAGGUGGCUUCGAGGGACUCGGAGGGGGACACCACGUCCCACAUAUGUCAUCAGGCUCCGGGUCAUCGUACAUGGCUGCAUGUCAGGUGGCUUCUUCUGCGGACUAUUGCCCGGACAGCAGCAGCAGCCCCCUGCAGUCCUCCCCAGCGAUGACAGGCACUCUGGACUGUCAGCCUCCUUAUGCAAAUGCAGCCUCUCACUGGAGUUCACCUGGUGUACCUUCAUACAUCAAGCAGCAGUCGCUGGCAUCGAGCAGUCCCUCUUCCUCUGCUCUGCACACGGGAAUGUCAUCUUACUCUCUGGAUCAAGGCUAUCUGCACCACAACGCACGAGAUUCCUCCGAGAUUUCAGUGGGACUGUCUCGGUAUUCCAGCCAUUCGGCUCCUGUGUGUGACAGGAAGGACUUCGUUUUGAACCUAAACGGAAUCUCCUCUCUUCAUCCCAGCACCGGCGGAUCUUACUAUCAUCAGCUUCAUCACCACCAUCAGAGCGUCUAUCAGGACGUAAAGCCGUGCGUCAUGUGACCGGACGCCGAGGACGCAGCUGCCUUCUUCUCUCCUCAAGCCUCAGGUGGAGCCAUCAACGGGAUCUGUGGUGAAGAGAGGACAGAGACUCUUCUCUCCGGUGAACUUUGACCUUUUUUUUAACAGUUUAUGAUGGUUAUGAUGUGAGGACUACACCCUCUCGGACCUCUAGGACUGACUUUACGCACGUGGAUAAGCAAAUACCUACAUUUUGACAGCAAGAAUGCACGACGUAGACAUACCCGAAUUAAUCCUUAUUCGUACACUAAAUUUUGUUGGCCUGAAAUUUCUGAAACUGUUGCUGAUUUCCUGCAGAAAGCCUUUAAAGAGAUUUAUUUUAAGGUAUCGUGUGGAGGCGUUUAAUGUCUUAAGCAAUAAAUGUUUCGAAUGAAAAUGUUUUGGGUUUCUUUUUUUCAUUAAUUUUACCAACGCUGCAAUUCUCCUUUUCUCUUCUCAUGUUUUCCCUUUUCUUUGUUUGUGCUACAAGAUAAUGAUUAUGAUCAUCAUAAUGACUAAAUUACCCAGAAUGACCCCAAAAUCUGAUUAAUCGUGAAAAGCUUUCUAAACAUGGCCGUUUGUGGGCGAUUUCGCAGACUUCCAUGUGUCCCGUUAUUUCUGAGCCUUCAGGCUGGGUUUGACUGCGUUUCGACUCUUUUAUUUGCGACCAACAAAUAAAUACUUUAUAGUACAGUAUUGCUGCUUCAAGGUAUGAAUGUUAUAUCAGAGACACUGUUGUCGCAUUCACGUCCAUCACGGAAUUCCAAUUGUUUUAUCAGUGCUUACUUUAAUAAACAUUAUUUUCCUCCUGGAAAGCCGAUGUACUGAACUUUUCAUCAGUUUA